Messenger RNA from Colletotrichum tamarilloi, 462 nucleotides. RefSeq lists its product as uncharacterized. The record is from RefSeq and is a predicted model, not a curated record. The transcript has 2 exons. Lineage: Eukaryota; Fungi; Ascomycota; Sordariomycetes; Glomerellales; Glomerellaceae. The coding region runs from base 1 to 462 and encodes 153 amino acids.
AUGCAUCGCAGCACUUUGCAUCACACCGUCCGUCACAGUCACAAACAACCCUUGGAGACUACCAUCACCCAUCACCCAUCACCCAAAAUUAAAGGCAACCCCAGUACUCCAUCCAUCAGGGGUACAGCCAAGCCCAGCGGUAAAAGAGAGACACGGACAGCAGAGACCCUUGGAGCCACGUCAUGCACAUCUCCUGGUCAUUCCCGCCGUCCCGGAGCAUCGCAAAACGAGUCCAUCGACGCCGGUGAACCAAACACAUAUCCCACAACUUUGCGACAGAACUCUUCUCUUCCCAAAACCCAUGAGGGCCUGUGGUCCACGGUGUCCAUCGUCAACACACCCCGGUCUCACAUUUCCAAGACCUUAGACCCAAGACCCAAGACUCGAGAGCCCAAAUACCCAAAUGACAAGGCCAUCGUCAUCAAAAACCCACAACCCACGUUUUCCUCCCAAGACCAAUAA